GUCAUUAUUCCAGUGAUAUUGUGAUCGGUAGUGUCCAGUGCUGUGACGGGAUCGGUUUACCGUACGAGUGUGUUCGUGCUGGACAAAGUGUCCGCUGCCCCGACAAUACUGCUCAAAACACGCCCCCUGAUUAUCAAGAAAGAUAGCGUUUCGCUCCCCAUAUUUACUUAAAAUUGAGUAAACUUUAUGACUGGAGUGCAAUUUAACUUUAUUCCUGUAAUUAAACGUUAAAUUUAAAGGGGGUUAUUGAUUUGCCUUUUUCAAUCAAUGUCAACCGGAGGGUUUACUUUAUCGUUUGAGUAAAGCCCACUUUUUCCUCUUGUUCUUUUUGCAGGUUCGGUCGCUCGGAGGUCCCCACAGGCUCGGAGACUAGUCAUGACUAUCGCCAGUAGUAGGUGAAUCGGUAACUAGCAGCGGCGCGACCCCGUCUAGUGAUAGUGGGCGUGCGACUACGAGGAGCGACGACCUGUCCUCCCAUGGAGUUCGGGUGACUGACGUACGGAGUGACCCGCGGGAGUUAUGCCCCCAUGGACGAGUUGGAGGAACUUUUGGGGGGCGAAUCCGGGAGUUGGGGGGCAGUUAGGGGCGAAGAUGUGACAAGCACGACUCCCCCGCCUGCUCCAAACUCCCCGGGACAUCAGCACGCCAACAACAGCAUUAGAGCUCAAAUUGAAAUAAUCCCUUGCAAAGUCUGUGGGGACAAGAGCAGUGGGGUGCACUAUGGGGUGAUUACUUGUGAGGGCUGCAAAGGGUUCUUCCGACGCAGUCAAUCUUCUGUAGUCAACUAUCAGUGUCCGAGGAACAAGAACUGUAUAGUGGACAGGGUCAAUCGCAACAGGUGUCAAUAUUGCAGGCUACAAAAAUGUCUGCGAUUGGGCAUGUCCAGAGACGCUGUCAAGUUUGGGCGGAUGUCAAAGAAGCAACGUGAGAAGGUCGAGGAUGAGGUUCGAUAUCACAGGGCGGCACAACAACGUGCGCAGCAGGUUGAGAUUCCCGACACUACAGGGAUAACCAGCUACGGAGAUGGACAGCAAACGCCUUCAUCUACGGACAACCUCCACCUCUUCCCCAGCGCUGGGUAUGCUGGAGGGGGAGGAGUCUACAGCCCCGGCACGUACGGGAUCUACGAGGGACACGGAGGUGGUCAGAUACAAUAUCAAGACAUCAGUACCGACCCUUGUGGAGUGGACAGUACGACGUACUACCCUGAUACGAUGCACACCGUAGAUACGUCCAGCAUAAUGGGCACGACCAUCCCCACAGGUGGUGGUAAAUGUGUGACGACGGGGCCGGGGCACAUGGCACCGCGGGGGGCUGUAGGGACAGUCAAACUGGAAGCAGAGUCGGGACAAGGUGAACCUGCUUCCCCGCUCGUCACCUUUGUAGAUAGCACCACAUCUCGUCAGAUGGAAGAAUCGUCUUUACCUCAUCCUGCACAGAUCACAGAGUUACUAAGCAAGACUAUAGCAGAUGCUCACGCCAGAACAUGUCUCUACUCAGUAGAACACAUUCACACUAUGUUCCGUAAGCCUCAAGACCUCUCCAAAGUAAUGUACUACAAAGAUAUGUCACAUGAACAACUGUGGUUGGAGUGUGCACAAAAACUGACGACAGUCAUACAGCAAAUCAUUGAGUUUGCUAAGAUGGUUCCUGGUUUCAUGAAACUAACACAAGACGAUCAAAUCGUUCUUUUGAAAGCAGGGAGCUUUGAAUUAGCGAUUCUCAGAAUGAGUCGUUACUACGAACUUAGCCAAAACUGUGUGCUGUACACGGACACGCUGCUGCCACAAGAGGCGUUCUACACCAACGAUCCCAACGAGCAGAAACUUGUGGCUCUGGCGUUUGAAGUUGCGAGGGGAGUGGCCGAGCUGAAGCUGACUGAGACAGAACUUGCCUUGUAUUCUGCGUGUGUUCUGCUCUCACCAGAUCGGCCGGGUCUAAAAGGCCUGGGUGAAAUAGCAAGACUGGGUCAGGCCUGUUUACGAGCUUUACGGAUGGAACUUGAGCGCAACCAUACGAUGCCCAUCAAAGGGGACGUUACUGUGUGUGAUGCUCUUCUCAACAAAAUACCUACGCUUAGAGAACUCAGUAUGUUACAUAUGGAAGCGCUUGCAAAAUUCAAAAGAUCGACGCCUCAUCUGGAAUUCCCUGCACUGCACAAAGAACUCUUCUCGGUGGAUAGCUGAGCAACGUGUAUCAUCGAUAGUCAGAUGAUGAGCAGCAUGCUUAGCAGUCAUUCCCAACUGAUCCUGCAAGCACUGGACUGUGUUUAUCAACAGCAUUAGAUGUGUGUUAAUAGACUGGACGACAGAAAAUGUUAUUCAAUGACUUAAAAAGCAGUGCAACGAGUGUUUUUAAACACCAUGACAACGCUAAAAUUAAGUUUUUUAUAUUAGCUAUAAUUUAAUCGUUAUUCUUAUUGUAGUAAUAUUUGAAUGGAUGUCGGGAAUGGGUUCUUACUAACACAUCUUGUUUUAAAAACAAGAGAAACUAGGAAUCACAAACCCUUUAAGGUUAUGUGAUAGCUAAACUAGACAUUUUGUAAAAUAUUAGUAUAUAGUUCUGUUAUAACUAGGGACAGAGCUGAGCUAAUUUUCCUUCCAGUAUAGUUUAUUGAAUGUUGUUAUUUUAUGAUUUUUGCACCGACAAGGCGAGGAGGCAGUUUGGUGAUUUCCGGUGAAUCAAAACUCGCGGGAACGUUCUUCCGAGUGUUCGGUCGCUGGGUGUCUUGUUUUAUAAUUUUGUAAAUAUUACCUUAUUUGAAAAGAAAGUUUAAUGAUUGUUACGAUAUAUUUACCUAUCGAACUUUGUUUGUUGAGAUAUACUAUUGUUGAUAUUUUGGUAUUUAACGGAAACCGAACAAAAGUGUUCUCGCAGUUGUUGUUGGAUACGCGUGUGCGCGUAUGAUAGGUGGGUAUAUUUGGAAAUAUCUGUGAUGUUGUUACAUUUGUUAAACUGGUUCGAAGUAUUACCUCAGCUCAUUAGUGUCUCCCACUACAAACAGUUCAGAUCAUCUAGAAUAGUUUGAUAUCGACACGGAUUUUGAAAAUAAUUAUUCAUUCGAUUUUUUAAAUGAUACCUUUUAAACUCGUUGUGUUUUAAUAAUUAAUGUCGGGUGAGUAAUCGGAGGGAUUUUGCCUCUAAGGCACUUACAUUACUUUUUAUCUACAUCGGCCCAUUGUUUUAACUUUAAAUAUUUUGGUCCUCAGGCCUUUUUGAGUUGGUACAUUUAUAUUUUGAGUCAUUGAGACAAAAAUUCUGUUGAAAUUUGUAAUCCUUUUAAGUUUUAUUCUAAUUUUCAUCGAACAUAAAAAAUAUAUCUAAUGUAAACUAGUUAGUAAAUUACUUAAGAGAUAAUUUUUUAUUGGGACGGGUUAGUUGUGUGUGAAUCCGUCUGUAUAAGUGCUUGGCAGAAAUUCUUUUGAUAAUAGUGCCGUAUGAUGUGAUAAAUACUAAACAUAAGAGAACUUUUUUAUUUUUUUAUGUAUAUAUAUCCUUACAAAACAGAGGGACAGUUGGCGUUUCACGAGACCUUGCCUGACUGCCAUUGCUUAGUAGUAAAUACCAGUGGUAUUCUGGUAUGAGUGGGAGCUUGACUUAUACUGUAAUGAUUGAUAAAUGUUCACUUUCACUGUUUAACCUGACCACUGACUGAAUACGAGACUUUUAAGAUGAAAUAUUAUUACAAAAAUAUAUUACCUCUAGGCAAUGAAUAAGUUGCAUUUCCUCACAUAAAUAUAAAAUUUAGUUAGCAAACCUUUAUUAAAUUAGUUAACUUUAUUUUAAAAUAAUGAAAAAUAUUGUCGGUUUUAUUAAGUUAAUAGACUUAUACUUUAUCAACUUUUAGUUUAAUAGAAUCAAAAUAUUCUAUGAUAGUGUGAAUAAAGUAAUAAAAAUGAAUUAAAACAGUAAAACAAUUCAUUGGUUAUGAAAAUUAAGCUUUAUAGUAUGUAUAAGCUGUAUUAUAUCAGAAAUCAUAAGACUGUAUAUAAAAUGCCUUAUAUAACACUUUUUAAAUAUAGAGAUAUCUUUUGGAUAUAUAACCCUAAUUCAACACCGACACAGUUAUUUAAAGUUGGACUUUGCUUUUUUUAUUAAAAAAUAAAUUCAGUUAAUAGUACUAUAUAUGAAUACUUUUUCAAUCUUUUACUAACUAGAGUUUGCCUCUGGAAUGGGAGAGUGAUAAAUUAAACUUUAAUAGUUAAUUCCAGUUCAAAUUGUGCAUGUUAUUAUGGAGAGAACAAUUUAUGUGAGGAAAUAAAUGCUUAAGAUGCAAUUAAAAUCCAUUUGUUUGAAUUUUAAAACAUUCUUUCAACAUUGUCUUAUUUUCAUUUUAACCAACUUAAACGGAAAUCAACUUUAGUUGUUAUAUAUUGCAAUAUGAUCUAUACGUUAACUAUUUCAAAUCAGUGUUGUUUUUGUUUUUUUUUUAUGAACUAUUUGUUUAUUGCGUAAAGGGAAAAUAUUGUAUCGCAAAUGCCUGACCGUUGAAAUGCUUUGGGAAAUUUACUGGUGAUUCAAUUGUUACAACAAAAGUUUGAUAGAUAGAAAUAGUGUGUUAGAUAGGAUUAAGUGACCUCUUGGUGUAUUGACGUAUUGUGAUGUGAAUAAGACAACAGGUGCCUCUGAAAUUGUUGGUUUCAGCUUUUUAAAGCUGUAUACUACUAUACAAGUAUUGUUUUUACACUGUGUUAUAAAUUUAUUAAUAAUCACAUUGUGCAAUGCAUCUAUUUAAAAUUUUUACUGUCAAUGUAACAAAAUUGUACUCAAUGCUAUAUGCUGUUUCAUGUCAUUCCUUCUCAAUUGUACUCCAACACGAGUUGUGUAAGUAGACUUAUUUAUACACAUCCGCUUCUAAAGAUAUCGAACAAACUGCGGUUCUUGUAUGUAGUAAAAUAAAUAUUAUAGAGUAAUGUUUUUUGUUUAUAUUUACACUACGCUUUUUGUACUUACAUUUCACUGCCAUGUGAGUAUUUUUAUUGACAGAAAGAGUUUCAGAUGAGUAUAGAGUGCUCCGACUGUCCGUUACUCAUUAUUUGUAUCUCAUGGGUAAUACAGUAUAUUUUUGUGCGUUGUUUGCGAUGUGGAACUGAAUGAAAAUUUUUGUUUUGGAAGGAUGUAGAGUUAAGAGUUGAGUUUGAUAUUGGAGAGUGAUAUAACGUAACCAUGUGAUGCGACAAUAGCCUGGGGUCAAGCUCCUAGCAAGUGUCUUAUGUGCAGGCAAUGUCUUCUGAAACUAUCCUACUCUAUCGUAUUGUUAACCGAUCUUGAAUGUUAGAUCAGUGAUCACGCUCUGUACUGGUAGUGCUAUAAAUACGAGCUGAUAAUUCACCCACCACCGUGUCGGAUUUAUUAUUUUUAUAUGAGCUGGAAUCAUAUGUUAAAAUUUAUUGUACAUUGAGAAAAUGUUUCUGGAUAAUGUUUUUUGAAGUUUGUAACGAACGAUUGUCAUAGUUUAUCGAAGAAACUGGGUUUAGCUUUAUAUCUACUAUAAUUUUAUAUCAGAUUAAUAUCUGGCUCAGUUCUUAAAUGUAUGUUCUGUAAAUAUUUUUGUAUAUAUUUUGCAUAAACAAAAUUGGUUUUUGUCCCAGGUUCAAAUCGAUUGUUAACAGAAGAAUGUGUUAUAUAAGUUCAAUAAAUAUGUUUAUUGGGUCCAUUCAGAAGUACAAUUAUGUUAUUUCA
Macrosteles quadrilineatus (aster leafhopper) is the source of this 5682-nucleotide messenger RNA. Its product is annotated as probable nuclear hormone receptor HR3. The coding region runs from base 528 to 2186 and encodes 552 amino acids. Gene Ontology annotation, cellular component: nucleus. Gene Ontology annotation, molecular function: RNA polymerase II cis-regulatory region sequence-specific DNA binding; zinc ion binding; nuclear receptor activity. Gene Ontology annotation, biological process: regulation of transcription by RNA polymerase II. NCBI's taxonomy places the organism in Eukaryota, Metazoa, Arthropoda, Insecta, Hemiptera, Cicadellidae. The record is from RefSeq and is a predicted model, not a curated record. The transcript has 12 exons.